AUGGGUAUAUUUGCAAGAAAUUCAGUCACAUGGUUGAUAAUAGUAUCGUUUGAUUUAUCUGCCACACUUCCUGCUUCCAUGCCCUCUUCAUUAACCGUUAUAGCAAACGGUCUUGUUUGCACUAUUGUGGACGGUAAAAUUUACGUGAACAACGUAUACAAAACUAAUGCUACUAUGGAAAACAUCGAGGAAGUUAAAACUUACAAUGAGAAAAUGCGUGAAUGGACAAAAUCGCUUCAUGAUACGAUAAGUAUCAAUUUCUUCUUCAAAUACACUUCCAAUCGUUUUUUGCAGACUAUGAAAAAAAUGAUUAAUGAUAUGUUCGGUGAUCAUGGCGCAUUUUGGCGACAUCUCCAUGGAUCAUUUUGGGAAGCAGUCAAUGCAUAUGGACCAGAUAGUGAUCUGAUGAAUCCGGCACUGGUGCCAAUAGAGCAACGGAAGCAGCAAAAAAAGGCGAUUCUAAAUCUUCCGGAAUUAUUGCCCUAUCCGGACCCACCUUCUUUUUGUGACCAUAACAUGGAAUGA
This is a messenger RNA of Acanthocheilonema viteae, 525 nucleotides long. NCBI's taxonomy places the organism in Eukaryota, Metazoa, Nematoda, Chromadorea, Rhabditida, Onchocercidae. The record is from the annotation of a GenBank genome assembly.